Heteronotia binoei (common prickly gecko) is the source of this 1154-nucleotide messenger RNA. RefSeq names its product family with sequence similarity 174 member A (gene FAM174A). The record is from RefSeq and is a predicted model, not a curated record. Bases 184 to 627 code for a protein of 147 amino acids. Lineage: Eukaryota; Metazoa; Chordata; Lepidosauria; Squamata; Gekkonidae. The transcript has 3 exons.
GCGCUGGAUUUUAGCUGGUGAGGGGAAGGAAGGAAGGAAAGAGGCGGAGCUUAGUGCGUUGUCCGGCUCGCUAUUCAUGGCCGCCUUUCGGGUGGCCGGGAAGAUGAGCUCUUCUGCUUCUCUCUCCGCAUCCUGUCAAGGCCCCAGUGGCGCUUAGGCCUCCCUCGCGUGGGACGGGACAAGAUGCUACGGAGGCUUCUGUUGCCCCUGUCCCCACCAGACUGGCUUUUGCCGGGGCUGGUUGUGAUGGCUACGCUGUGUGGCGGAGUUGUUCCGCCAGUUGCCUCCAUCCUUCCAAGGCCGCCGUCUGUUACGCCGCGCACCUCCAGCUCUCGCGGCAGCGAGACAACGCGGAGCGGCAAUACAAGUAAUAGCAGUAGGCAGGUCCCAAGCCCGGAGACCGGCCAGCUCAUGACCCAGCGCGCCCUCUCUGUGCUCGUCUUGGCCAGCGCCGCCCUCAUCGUCUACUUCGUGAUCCGGACAGUGCGGCUGAGACGAAGAAACAGAAAGACACGGAAGUAUGGUGUUCUGGAUACAAACAUAGAAAAUAUGGAACUGACACCAUUAGAACAGGAUGAUGAUGAUGAUGACACAACACUGUUUGAUGCCAACCAUCCUCGAAGAUAAGUAUGUGCCUUCAGGAAACACUUCAGUUGUGGAGCAACAAUAGAGGCUGUACCUAUGGAAUAAGAAGCCAGUUUGGGGGUUGGAGGUGUAUAAGUGAGAUAUACAUGUUAUGGCAUCCUUAGCUUGUUGCUGUAAACACUGUAACAUUUUACUGUACCUUUUGUAUAUACAGAAAUAUUGUAAGUUUGGAACCUAUGGAAACAGUGCACUAGACAAAUUCAGUUUAAAUGGGGUAUUUCCUGCUUGUGUUAAUUCUGUAUUGUGGACUUCCCCAUUAAACACUGGACUGAAAUGCAGUUUGUGGGUUUCUUGGCUAAUUAACCUAUUUUUAAAAACAAUCAAGCAUAGUAAUGUGUGUGGAUUGCCUGCUGUUAGAUUUUCAUUUUCUAGAGAUAUGUUUUCUGUUUUGGAAACACCAAAUCUAACUACCAAUGUGGGUUUUUUUUUAAAAAAAAAAUUAAACUAGCUGUGGCUUGUUGGAUGUGCACUGUCAUUCUGUGUGAUACAAAUAAAUACAGUAUUGCUAA